This is a messenger RNA of Oncorhynchus nerka (sockeye salmon), 1404 nucleotides long. RefSeq names its product basic proline-rich protein-like. Lineage: Eukaryota; Metazoa; Chordata; Actinopteri; Salmoniformes; Salmonidae. The record is from RefSeq and is a predicted model, not a curated record. Gene Ontology annotation, molecular function: 4 iron, 4 sulfur cluster binding. The transcript has 3 exons. Bases 1 to 1404 code for a protein of 467 amino acids.
AUGAUGAAUCUGGCUCUCAUGAGGACCGCCACAGGAAAGGAAGCCCCAGAGUUACCUCUGCUGCAGAGCCCCAGACCCCAGUGUGCUCCUGUUAAGCCCCAGUGUGCUCCUGUUAAGCCCCAGUGUGGUCCUGUUAAGCCCCAGUGUGCUCCUGUUAAGCCUCAGUGUGCUCCUGUUAAGCCCCAGUGUGCUCCUGUUAAGCCCCAGUGUGGUCCUGUUAAGCCCCAGUGUGCUCCUGUUAAGCCCCAGUGUGCUCCUGUUAAGCCCCAGUGUGCUCCUGUUAAGCCCCAGUGUGGUCCUGUUAAGCCCCAGUGUGCUCCUGUUAAGCCCCAGUGUGGUCCUGUUAAGCCCCAGUGUGGUCCUGUUAAGCCCCAGUGUGCUCCUGUUAAGCCCCAGUGUGCUCCUGUUAAGCCCCAGUGUGGUCCUGUUAAGCCCCAGUGUGCUCCUGUUAAGCCCCAGUGUGGUCCUGUUAAGCCCCAGUGUGGUCCUGUUAAGCCCCGGUGUGGUCCUGUUAAGCCCCAGUGUGGUCCUGUUAAGCCCCAGUGUGGUCCUGUUAAGCCCCAGUGUGGUCAUGUUAAGCCCCAGUGUGCUCCUGUUAAGCCCCAGUGUGGUCCUGUUAAGCCCCAGUGUGGUCCUGUUAAGCCCCAGUGUGCUCCUGUUAAGCCCCAGUGUGCUCCUGUUAAGCCCCAGUGUGCUCCUGUUAAGCCCCAGUGUGGUCCUGUUAAGCCCCAGUGUGCUCCUGUUAAGCCCCAGUGUGGUCCUGUUAAGCCCCAGUGUGGUCCUGUUAAGCCCCAGUGUGCUCCUGUUAAGCCCCAGUGUGGUCCUGUUAAGCCCCAGUGUGGUCCUGUUAAGCCCCAGUGUGGUCCUGUUAACCUCAUAGUCCGCCCAAACCCGUAUGCGCCCCAGUGUGGUCCUGUUAAGCCCCAGUGUGCUCCUGUUAAGCCCCAGUGUGCUCCUGUUAAGCCCCAGUGUGGUCCUGUUAAGCCCCAGUGUGCUCCUGUUAAGCCCCAGUGUGGUCCUGUUAAGCCCCAGUGUGGUCCUGUUAAGCCCCAGUGUGCUCCUGUUAAGCCCCAGUGUGGUCCUGUUAAGCCCCAGUGUGGUCCUGUUAAGCCCCAGUGUGGUCCUGUUAAGCCCCAGUGUGCUCCUGUUAAGCCCCAGUGUGCUUCUGUUAAGCCCCAGUGUGGUCCUGUUAAGCCCCAGUGUGCUCCUGUUAAGCCCCAGUGUGGUCCUGUUAAGCCCCAGUGUGCUCCUGUUAAGCCCCAGUGUGGUCCUGUUAAGCCCCAGUGUGCUCCUGUUAAGCCCCAGUGUGGUUCUGUUAAGCCCCGGUGUGGUCCUGUUAAGCCCCAGUGUGCUCCUGUUAAGCCCCGGUAUCUUUGUAAUACGACAGUAGAGAGGGAGAGUUGA